UCCAAAUACAAAGAGACUCAUUUAUUAGAUCUGCAUUCACCUGAGAGCUUGUAAUCUCCAUAUUUUCAUACCAACACUUCGUUUACUGUGUUCACCAUGGCUCCUAGCGAUAUAGACCUGUUUAACAGAGAUCCAAAUGAGAUAAAUAGUCACAUCAAGGUUGCGUUCGAGGACGUCUUGGCGGAACCGGAUGGAAUACAAAGCAUCACAUGCGUCUGGUCUUUAUCCAACCUGUGCUUCCGGUUUUGGCGAAGCUGUACUUACAAAUUAAUGACCUUGCUUUGUGGCAUGUGUAUUGCUAUGUAUUGGGGCUGCGAGUUCUCAUACAUAGCUUUCAUGCACAUUUGGUACGUCACGCCUUGUCUCCGUACCCUGGAGAUCAACUGUGUGUCCUGUCAGAAGAUCUACGCUUUGUGCAUCAACUGCUGGGUAGUCCCCUUCUGCGAAGCGUGUGGAAGCAUUUUCAUUCAUUUUAAACGAUAAAACAUGAGAGUUUUUUUUUCUAACCUUAGGAAGUAGUUGAAUUUUUAGUUGUGAACUGAAUGACAAUUAUUUUUUUAAGGAACACUAACUUAUUGUAUCUCGCAUAAUUUUAAGAUAUUUAUAGAAGUAUAUGUGUACCUGUACAACAUUUUUAAUUUAUGUGAAAUAUAAUCACUUCUCAGCGA
Magallana angulata is the source of this 668-nucleotide messenger RNA. RefSeq names its product caveolin-1-like. NCBI's taxonomy places the organism in Eukaryota, Metazoa, Mollusca, Bivalvia, Ostreida, Ostreidae. Gene Ontology annotation, molecular function: molecular adaptor activity. Gene Ontology annotation, biological process: caveola assembly. Gene Ontology annotation, cellular component: caveola. The record is from RefSeq and is a predicted model, not a curated record. Bases 97 to 483 code for a protein of 128 amino acids. The transcript has 2 exons.